CGGGGGUGGGCUCAGAGCGUAGGCGCGGUCAGUGCGCUAGGUCGAGGAGCAGAUGCCGGAUUUAGUCAGGCUGUAGUCCGUGCCCACUGGUGCCAUCGAGACGUCGUCACGGUGUCUUUGUGUGUGUGUGUGUGAGACGCUCCGCUGCCGUGUAUUUUGCUCAAAACAGCGCUGCUGUCACACUUGUAUGUAAACUCUACCUCAGAGACAAGUGCUUGCUUGCGUUCUGGAGAGAAAUGACAGAACCCAACCCCCUUCACUGCUUUUCCAUCUGCAGGUCUGUGUAUGAAUACUUGAUAAUAGCUGGGCUUGCUACUGGACUGGAGCUGUAACCUGGAAACUUCCAUCAGUUUGGUACUCCAGCAGAAAGCCCACUCGAAAUUUCAUACAUGAUCACUCUGACGGAGCUUGCUGCUCUCUCGGAGAGUCAGUCCACUCAUCGACUUCUCAAACCCUGGUGGGAUGUUCUGAUGGACUAUUUUGUAGUGAUUAUGUUGAUGGUGUCCCUCUUGUCAGCCACCUUGCUCAUUUCUAAUGAUAAAGUUGCAUGUUUACCUUGUAACAAUGUGCAAAGUUUCAACACCACUCCGAGAUGUUACAUAAAUAAGUCUCACACGGUGGAAUCCAAUACAAAGAAGAUACAGAAUGUGAACAAGAAUGAUCCCAGUUCCCCAGGAUCCUUACCAUCAACAACUAAGAAAUCAAAAGCAGGUCAUAAAACAAACUUGGAUUUCCAGCAGUAUGUUUAUAUCAGUCAAGUCUGCUACCAGAAGGCCUUGCCGUGGUAUUCCAAGUACUUUCCUUAUGUAGCCCUUGUCCAUUCCAUUAUCAUGAUGAUCAGUGGCAACUUCUGGUUCAAAUUUCCAAAAACCUCCUCCAAGGUGGAACAUUUUGUCGCCAUUCUGGGCAAGUGCUUUGAAUCACCUUGGACCACCAAAGCGGUUUCUGAAACAGCCAAUGAAGACUCUGAAAAUAGCCAACAUCGGACUAAAAUGUUCCACUCAGUGACACCGGAGCCCAGUGAGAACUCUGACACUUGUUCCUCAUUCACUUCCUGCCCCGAAGUGACCUUUGAGCCUCCUGUCACUGGGUCGGCCUCAAUGAGUAUCCUGGAUAAGCAGGACGGUGAACAGGCUAAGGCUCUCUUUGAGAAGGUCCGCAAAUUCCGGGCCCACACUGAGGACGGAGACCUCAUCUACAAAUUCUACGUCGGUCAGACAGUUGUCAAGGCUUUAAAAUUCAUGAUCAUUCUAAUCUACACAUUUACCUUUGUCAACUCGAUCACAUUCGAACACAUCUGCAAGCCCAAGAUCAAAAAUGUCACAGGUUAUUCUGUUUUCUUCUGCACUCAUAGUAUGGCUUACAUGCUGCAGAAGCUCCUCAUCACCUAUAUCAUUUUGAUCGCACUCUAUGGAUUGGUGUGUCUCUACACAUUGUUCUGGCUGUUUCGAGGCUCUUUGAAAGAAUAUUCCUUUGAAAAGGUGCGUGAGGAGAGUAAUUUCAGUGACAUUCCUGAUGUUAAGAAUGAUUUUGCUUUUUUGUUGCACAUGGUAGACCAAUAUGACCAACUCUAUUCCAAGAGGUUUGCCAUUUUUCUGUCUGAAGGCUGUGAGAACAAACUACUAGAGAUGAACCUUAACCAUGAGUGGACUUAUGAGAAGCUGAGGCAGCAUGUGUCCAAAAACAGCCAAGGGAAGCUUGAACUGCAACUCUUCAUGUUGUCUGGAAUUCCAAAAGCUGUCUUUGAUAUGAGUGAUCUGGAGGUUCUGAAGCUGGAGCUGGUUCCUGAUGUGAAACUGCCAGCUAAAAUAUCUCAGAUGGCAGCUCUGAGGGAGCUCUAUCUUUACCAUUGCCCUGCAAAAGUUGAUCAAAUUGCCUUCAAUUUCCUCAGAGAUCACCUUCACAUCUUGCAUGUCAAAUUCACUGAUAUUUGUGAGAUCCCUUUGUGGGUAUACUCACUCAAAAACUUGGUGGAACUGCAUCUUUCUGGCAAUCUGAAUUCUGAAACCAACAAGGCCAUUGGGCUGGAGUCCCUAAAGGAACUGAGGCACCUCAAAAUACUUAUCCUGAAGAGCAACCUCUCCAAAAUCCCCUCCAAUGUCAUGGAACUUGCUACUCACUUGUCUAAAUUGGUUAUUCAGAAUGAUGGCACAAAGUUACUGGUCCUCAAUAAUUUGAAGAAGUUAGCCACCCUAUCUGAGCUUGAGCUGCAGAAUUGUGAGCUUGAAAGAAUCCCACAUGCAGUAUUCAGCCUUGCUAACCUUCAGAAACUAGACCUGAAAUUCAAUAAUAUCCAAACCAUUGAAGAGAUUGUGAGUUUUCAGUACCUCAAAAGGCUUUCAUGCCUCAAACUUUGGCACAACUCUAUCGUCUCCAUUCCUACAACCAUUGGUCUCAUCAAAAACCUUGAGCAACUUUUCCUAAACAACAAUAAACUGGAGUCCUUGCCCAGUGCUCUGUUCACCCUCAGAAAGUUGAGGCACCUGGAUCUCAGCCACAAUCUGCUUACAACUGUUCCCCAAGACAUUCAGUUACUCCAGAACCUGCAGCAUUUCUCCAUCACCAAAAACAAGGUUGAGUCCCUGUCUGUUCACCUCUUCCAGUGCCUAAAACUAAAGACUUUACAACUCGGUCAAAAUUCUAUCAACUGUAUUCCCUCUGAAAUUGGACAGUUGACACAACUCACUCACCUGGAGCUGAAAGGUAAUCACUUGGAAAAAAUUCCACCUGAGAUUGGCCACUGUGCGUUACUGAAAAAGACCAAUCUUAUUGUUGAGGAUAUAUUGUUUGAUCGCCUCCCCACUGAGGUCAAAGACAAUCUUACAGAACAAGACUUUUCUUCUGUUGUUUAAAUUGCCUUCCUGAAGUUGCAGGAAAUUUCUAUUCUUGAAUCAAUUAUCAAAUGCUGCAACUCCGGAAAGAUUUUUAAGUCACCUAAAAUUCACUUGAAAGAAUGAGACCCAAAGGAAAAACUCCACUGGUUUGGAAAAUGAACUGUUGAUUUGAAUUGGAAUUCAUUCAGAAAGCGAAAAGCAAAGUAUUGCAGAUGCUGGAAAUCUGAAAUGCACUGGAAGUACUCAACAGGUCGUUACACUGUGAGGCUAUCGACUUGAAACAGAGGCACAGGGAAGUCUCAGAUUAUGGAAUCUGCAGCAAGAAACAAGUUGCUGCAGAAAGUCAGAGAGUUAAGCAGAAUCUGAUGCAAGGUCACAACCUGAAACGUUGAUCAUCUCUGUGUCUCUCCACAGAUGCUGCCUGACCUAGUGGGUUCCUCUAGUAGUUCGUGUUUUGCAUCAUCGUGAAAUAUUAACUUUUGCUCUCUGAUCCUGCUAUGUUCUUAUGGUUGAUUGCUAGUUCAGCUAUGUCACAUAGUUCUUCAAAGCUAAGACCUUUUAAAGGUCCUUAAUCUAGCUACUGCCUGCUGCACAUACUGAGAGGUCUGCAGUGAGCUACACCAUUAGCGCGUCUUUGUGUUUGACCUCAGCAAGGAGUCUGUUGGAGAGGGGUUCUGACAUUCAAGAGGAGUGAGGGGGGAAAUCUAGUUACUCACAAGCUCAAAACUUAACAGAGGGACAGAGAGGGAAAGAUGUAUAAAACAUAGGGCAAUUGUCUGAAGCACAGUGAAUACAAUUGAUUAAAUAUUUCAGAAGCAAAGAACUGCAAAUCCAGAAAUAAAAAAAUAAGCAGGGAUGUGCACAUACACAUGUACUUAAAGUGACACACGUGCACAUAUAUAUGCAUGUACAGUAGCAUCUCAGUGUGUAUAGAGAGGGAAACAGAAUUAAUGUUUUGUAUUGAUGGCUCACAAGAGGGCAUCACCCCACAAUGUUAAUAAUUUAUCUCCCCACAAAUGCUGCCACACUUAUUGAGUAGUUUCAACAUCCUAUUUUAUUUUGAUUGUUUAGAAUCUAUGACAUUUCUCUAACUCUCAGUUUCUACAUUUGUCUAUCUUACACUCACUUUAUUUCUCCUUUUUUCUGCACACAUCAAUUUCUGUUCCAUCUGUUUUACCCUCUUGCUCUCACCCUCUCUUACUAUCUUGUGACCUACCUACAGUCCAACUCUUCAGAAAUGUCUUAAAAUAUUAAAAACCAGAAACUGCUGACACGACCCUGCAUGGUGUGGAGCGAAUGACCAAACUGCAGUUUUGGUGCAAUCAUGUUAUCAGAACUGGAAGGUAUUAGUGACAAGAACGGAGCUACUUUAAAGAACAAUAAUCACAGACUGAACUUGCUGUUUCAACCUGCAAUUGAGCUUGUUUUAAUACCUCCCAUCGGAAUAUGUGGAGCAGCUUCAGUGAAGCAGAACAGGCAUAAUUUCAACGUGGAUGGGAGUCUGAUAGUUGGACUUCAUUCUCAGUUGGCCAGCUAAAAGAAAGCAAAUAUUUUAGUAAGUAUUUUCAUAAAGUUAACCCUUUAAGAUUUAAAUUGGGCUGAUAAUUCAGAGUAAGUUGUACAGUUAUUGUUUGAGUGAUAUGAUUGAGAUAGGUAAUCUAGCACAGCAUGAUUAAUAGUGAUGGUCUGUCAUUGUGACAAAACAGUGAUCAAACUAGUUAAGCAAAAGAUUGGCUGUAGAAUGAAACAAAGCAUUUAAUGGUUAAGGGCUGGACAAGUUCUGAUUAUUUAAGUAAAGUUUGAUCAGUGAUGAUGAGAUAAUUUAGCAAAUAUUCAGAGAUUCUUAGAAUUGGUUUGAGAUUAAAGACCACAUGAAGCUCUCUGGAUUAUCCUCUUCUAUAUACAACUCUUCUACAAACAGAGGCAGGAAAUAAUCAAAUGGAAGCAUACGAUGCUCCAGGGAAAGGGGAAGAAUCGGUUUCACCAGCAAACCUGGUAUAGCCAGGGUAUACGUCUCAUCAGUGGAUUUUCAAAUGCUCAUUAUCUGUAUGUGAUUUUUAUGUGGAAAUAAAUUUAAAGUAGAAUUUAGCCUUGAUUGACUGUUCAGAAGGAGUAUUAUUUCCUGCUGUCUUUCGGUGUUAGAGGGUCAGGAGGUGUUAAACACCAAGAAGUUUCAUGUAGUUACAAAAAGAAGGUGGAUUCAGUAAAGGAGGACCAACAAGGGUAGGUCUUACACAAUGAUGCAACAAAGGGAUCUGGCCCACAAUUCAUUGAAAGUGGUGUCAUAGUUUGUUAGGGUUGUAAGGAAAGCUUUUGGCACAUUGACCUUAAUAGAUCAAGGUACUCAGUACAGGAGCAGGAUGUUAUGUGAAGUUGUAUAAGGCAUUGGUGAGGCCUAAUUUAGAGUAUUGUGUGCACUUUUGGUCACCUUCCUACAGGAAAGAUGUAAAUAAGAUUGAAAGAGUACAGAGAAAAUUUACAAGGAUGUUGCUGGGAGUGGAGGAUCUGAGUCAUAAGGAAAGAUUGAAUAGGUUAGAACUUCAUUGCCUAGAAUGUAGAAGCUUGAGAGGAGAUUUGAUAGAGGUAUACAAAAUUAUGAGUGGUGUAAGUAGGGUAGAUGCUUUUCUCAUUGAGGUUGGGUGAGACUACAACCAGAGAUCAUGGGUUAGGAGUGAAAGUUGAAAUGUUUAAGGAGAACAUGAGGGGAAACCUCUUCACUGGAACGAACCGCCAGCACAAGUGGUGGAUGCAAUUUUGAUUUCAAUGUUUGUGAAGUUUGAAUAGCUGCAUUGAUGGGCGGGGUAUGAUGGGCUAUGGUCCAAGUGUGGGUCAAUGGGAAUGGCUAGAUUAAAUGGUUUGGCGUGGACUAGAUGGGCCAAAGGGCCUGUUUCUCUAAAGGCUAACAGGAUUCUGAGACUCUAAAAGAUAUGCUGAUUGUAUGGUUUAAAUAUAGGAAUUGUGAAAUGAUCAAUGCAAUACAAAAUGAAUUAGAUCAAAGUACAAAAAAUAGUAAAAGUCAUGAGGCACUUUAUCUAAAGGCAUGAAAUACUUGUAACAAGAUGGUACAGAUAAAGUUAAGUGGAUAUCAUCUACCAACCAUGAUAAACACAUGUUGUAAGCAGGAGGCUGGGAGCUUAAUAUUCCAUACCCUUCAGGAAUGUAGAUAAGAUGGGGCAGCACCAAUAAUAAAGGCUGACAUCAAUAACAUGUGAUCUUUACAAACACUUAAGUAGAAUUUUAACAAACAAAUCAUUGACUGUGACCAUUAUUUAUUUAUUUAUUGACAUUUAUUUAUUGGACCAUGUUUAUCAGUAAGGAAAUAAAGUUGUUUUUAACAUGGGUAAUGUAUGGGUUACCCACCAAUAAUCAUGCAUCUGACUGUGGAAAGGGUUAUUUUAAAGUCAUACCUAAAGAGGCAGGAUUAAUUACUUGUUUCAUAGCAAAGAAUAUUUUGAAAAGAGUGGUUUGUGUUUCAGGACUGAAAAGGAAGAAGGGUCUUGGUCUGAAAUGUCAACUGUUCAUUUCCAUAGAUGCUGCUUGACCUGCUGAGUUCCUCCAGUAUUUUUUUUGUGUGCUGCUCUAGAUUUUCAGCAUCUGCAUAAUUUCUUGUGAUAAGUACAGCUCCAGAGUCCUAAAAGUGGUCACUGUGUGUACACCAUGUAGAGAUAGAUGUGCAUUUUAAAUUUGGCAUCAUGUUCAGCACAAACAUCAUGGCCCAAAAGGUCUUUUCCUGUUUUGUACCUUCAGUUCAGUUUGAGAGCAGCAAACCCAGGAAUAAAUCUAAGGCCAUAAAAUAAUUUUUAAAGGUACAUUGAGUGAAUUGAUACUGAUUUAUUAUUGUAACAUACCAAGAUACAAUAAAAAGUUGUCUUGCAAAUUGUCAAAGAUCAAAUGGUUGCACAGUGCAAGGAGGAAAAGCCUUGUUUUACAGUACAGGUAAACAAAGUACAAGAUCAUAAUGAGGUGGAUUGUCAGGUCAAGAGUCCACCUUAUCUUACUGGAGAAUCAUUUAAUAGUCUUUCUACAGUGGGGUACAAGCUAUCCUUCAGCUGGGUGGUAUGU
Messenger RNA from Mobula hypostoma (lesser devil ray), 6896 nucleotides. RefSeq names its product volume-regulated anion channel subunit LRRC8D-like. The record is from RefSeq and is a predicted model, not a curated record. Bases 390 to 2852 code for a protein of 820 amino acids. The transcript is spliced from 3 exons. Lineage: Eukaryota; Metazoa; Chordata; Chondrichthyes; Myliobatiformes; Myliobatidae. Gene Ontology annotation, molecular function: protein binding.